Messenger RNA from Aspergillus alliaceus, 2687 nucleotides. RefSeq names its product SDA1 family protein. Gene Ontology annotation, cellular component: nucleolus. Bases 172 to 2421 code for a protein of 749 amino acids. The transcript has 4 exons. Gene Ontology annotation, biological process: ribosomal large subunit export from nucleus; ribosomal large subunit biogenesis. NCBI's taxonomy places the organism in Eukaryota, Fungi, Ascomycota, Eurotiomycetes, Eurotiales, Aspergillaceae. The record is from RefSeq and is a predicted model, not a curated record.
GCGACUUCGGUCCGACAGUUGGUCGCUUAUCGAUAGGCUCGCCCGUUCCCGUGGAGGAAAAAAGUUCGGGCCUGUUAUCAAACACCAUAAAUCUUCCAACCCCAUUUAUUCUCCUCUCCCUCGAUCUUCCCACCAUUUUUCUCGUGGGUUUGAUAAGAUAAUCUUAACAAAAUGGUGAAGAGAAAGUUGGGAGCCUUGGAAAAGGUUGAGGCGGACCUGCCCAACCUACAGCAUAAGAUUCGAAGAGAUCCGAAGUCUUACAUCGAAGAUUUCCGCGCUCAACAUUACCAAUAUGAGAGUCACCGAGAAAUUUUCAUGGCGGCACCCACGUCGGCCACCGAUACGGGAAUUAUCUCAUUGCGCGAACUGAUUGAUUUCGUCGCUCAUGUUGCCGACUGUUACCCAGACAUCACAAAGGACUUCCCUCAGCAGCUCAUGGAUGUCUUGACGCAGCACCACUUGGUCUUGGAGCCGGAACUUCGAGAGAAGAUCGUCGGGAGUCUGGUAUUGCUCAGAAAGAAAGAGCUUCUUGACUCUGCUACAUUGCUUCAGACAUUGUUUCCUAUUCUCAUCACGACGCCUAGCAAAACUUUACGAGCAUUAAUCUUCCAAAAGAUCCUAAUGGACCUUCGUUCUUCAAAUGCUAAGACAACAAAUCACAAGCUCAAUCGCACCAUGCAGACUGUCCUCUAUAACUUGGUGACAUCAGAUCGUGUCUCAUCCAAGGGCCUAUGGGCUAUCAAGCUCAUCCGUGAGUUAUGGAAGCGGCAGAUUUGGUCGGAUGCGAAGACUGUUGAGGUCAUGAAGGAGGCUAGUUUAUCAGAGAAUGAGAAGGUCAUCAUUGGUGGUGUUCGCUUUUUCUUGGGCGGAGAUCAAGAGCGCGAAGAUAUGGAAGAUGAGAGCAGCGAUGAGGAAGCUAUAGACAUUGGGAAGGUCAAGCAUCAGGUCGGUAUUAACAAGAAGACCAAGAAAAAGGCCCGCGCUGUUGAGAGAGCGAAAGCGACUGUCAAGAGAAAAGAGCGCAAGAAGAAUCAACCCCACCCUUUGAACUUUUCUGCACUGCAUCUUCUGCAUGAUCCACAGGGCUUCGCAGAGACUUUGUUCUCGAAACACCUGCAAAAUACCAAGUCGAAGCUCAAUUUGGAGCAAAGGCUUCAGGUUUUGCAACUUGUGACCCGUCUCGUCGGAUUGCAUAAGCUGCAUAUUAUGCAACUGUACUCUUAUUUCCAGAAAUACCUAACUCCACGACAACCUUCAGUCACUUCAUUCUUGGCAUCUCUUGCGCAGGCGUCUCAUGACUUGGUCCCCCCGGAUGUCCUUGAACCGCUUGUCCAAAAGAUUGCAAAUGAGUUCGUAUCUGAAGCAUCGGCAUCACUGGUUGCUACCGCUGGUCUCAAUGCUAUCAGGGAGAUUUGUGCACGACAACCCCUUGCAAUAGACGAAACAUUGUUACAAGACCUUGUGUUGUACAGGAAGAGUAAGGACAAGGGUGUUGUGAUGGCAGCCCGGGGUUUACUCGGUCUCUACAGGGAUCUGAAUCCAGAAAUGCUAAAGAGAAGAGACCGCGGUAAGGAGGCAUCUAUGGGUCUGCGCUCGGGAGAAAAGAAGGAGAAACGGUUUGGAGAGGAAACAACAGGUGGCAUCGAGGGCUUGGAGCUUCUUGAGCAGUGGAAGGAGGAAGAACGUAAGAAGAAGCGGGUUGAGAAGGGUCUUCCGUCUGAUGCAGAAGACGACGAAGAUGAGGACGAUGAAGCCGAUUGGGACGCCUGGAAUGUGGAGGAUGACGAGGACAGCGAUGAUUCCGGUGGCUGGAUUGAUGUCCAAAGCGACGCUGAAAUCGAUCUGAGCGACUCGGACGACGAGAAGGACGUCCGCCCAUCGAAGAAGGCCAAGCAGGACGACAGCAAUGAGGAGAAUGUCAACCCCGAGACCGCGCAAGCUAAAUCAGAGACUCAAAAGCAAAAUAUUGCAACCACUCGUAUUCUUACCCCGGCAGAUCUGGCGAAGCUCCAAGAGUUACGUACUCAGGCAGCUAUCGACUCACUCGUUCCAGGCGCUAAAGGGCGCCGUGGUCAGACUAACGCUUCUCGCCACAAGGAUGAUCCCCUGACAGCUGAAGAGAUUGAAGGACUGGCCGCUUUGUCUGCCGGAAAGGCGACUCGCGAAGAACGAAUUGCUCAUGCUAAGGAAGGAAAGACUGACCGUGCUGACCAUAAAAGUGUCACCGCGAAGAGGAAGGAACGCAAGGAAGAACAAGGCAAGAGCAGUACAAAUAAAGAAAAGGCUCGUAGAAAGAACUUCUUCAUGACUUUGGGCAAAGCAAGGAGCAAGGGCAAGAGGAGUCUAGUGGAGACUCGCAAUAUAUUGAAGGCCCACCAAGAUCGACAGAAGCGUGGUGGCCGGAGAGGAAACAAUGGCUAGGAGCAGAUAGAUGUGAUUAUGUUUUCAGUUGGUACUUGUUAUAGUUUUGGAUCAGUAUAUAAAGCGAUAUUAGGUCCCUCGACCUGAGGUUGUCUGCUGUAGAUAUAUUCAUGUGCACGGAGUAUUUAGAUGCAGUGGACCAAGAGUCCAAAACUGAAGUCUCUAUUAGCACGAGGAUUUUUUUUGCAUAACUCUUGAGUAGUUCACUUCCAAUAAAACCAGUCCAACCACAUACAAAGUACAUAUCUAAGUUGACGCUGGUCAGA